Molecule: messenger RNA, 1779 nt
Organism: Adineta steineri
Lineage: Eukaryota; Metazoa; Rotifera; Eurotatoria; Adinetida; Adinetidae
Source: the annotation of a GenBank genome assembly
AUGUCUAAUAGACAAUCGGUUGUUAAAGUACAUUGUUUACCAUUUCGAGAAUAUUUUUCUGCUGAUAAUAUUAAAUCUACUCUUCGUGGUUUUGUUUAUGAAUAUGAAACACCAAAAAUUGUGACAAUUCAUUCAGUAUCAAUCGCUCUUAUGUGUCGAUUGAUUCAAUUACUUAUUUUAAUCUAUGGUAUUGCAUAUUUAAUGAUACAUAAAAAAGGUUAUCAAGAAACAGAUACAUCAAUUAUUUCAUCAAUUACAUUAAAAGUUAAAGGUAUUGGUUAUAAUCAAACAGGUGAUAAUCAUACAUUAGUUAUUGAUGGUGCAGAUUAUAUUGUACCACCACAAGAAAAUAAUGCUUUAUUUUUAAUGACAAAUUUUAUUCGAACUGAUCAAGAACAUAAACGAUGUGAAGAAUCUCCUUUUGAUUCAAAAACAGCUUGUCCAGAUAACGCUCAUUGUGAGAAGCAUAAAAAUUAUCAAAAAGCUAAUGGAAAAUGGACUGGUCGUUGUUUAUUUCAAAAUAAUUCUUCAGCAAAUAAGUCAAGAUCAAAAUCUGGUCGAUGUGAACUUGAAGGUUGGUGUCCGGUUGAAAAUGAUGGUUAUAUUCCUGAGCCAAUUCGUGAUGCAUUAAAUUUUACAAUAUUUGUGAAAAAUUUUAUUGAAUUUCCACGUUUUAAAGUUAUUAGAAAAAAUAUUCAAUUUGAUGCUAAUUAUUUAAAAAGUUGUAAUUAUGAUAAUGUAACUCAUAAAACAUGUCCUAUAUUUCGUGUUGGAACAUUACUUGAUAUUGUUGAAAGUAAUCGAACUGAACAACAUUAUAUGUUAAGAUCCGGUGGUGUGAUACGUGUUAAAAUUGAUUGGAAUUGUAAUUUAGAUAAACAUUUAGAUCUUUGUUUACCAGAAUAUACAUUCGGGCGUUUGGAUGCAUCAUAUAAAGAACAAUCAUUUUCACAUGGAUUUAAUUUUAGAUUUGCAUCACAUUGGAAAUAUCAAAAUCGAUCGUAUCGUACAUUAACCAAAGCAUUUGGUCUUCGUUUUAUUAUUUCUGUUAGUGGUCAUGCUGGUAAAUUUGAUCUAAUAACAUUAACAUUAAAUAUUGGUUCAUUAAUUGGUAUUCUUGGUUUAGCAACAUUUAUAUGUGACAUUGUUGCAUUAUAUGUACAUCGUCAAUCCGAUGUUUAUCGUCAACAAAAAUUUCAAGAUGUUGAUUUAAAUUUAUUACAAUUAGAAACAUUAAAUACUCUUCCAUUAAAUAUGAUGAGUGAUGAAGCAAAAGAAAAUCAUGCUAAUCAUGUUGAACAAGCUAUAUUAACUGGUCAUAUUAUUAAUCGUAAUAAUGAUUUCUCAUUAAAUAUUGAAAGUCCUCAUAAAGAAAAAUUUCGACGAGAUAGUCUUACACAUCAAGAUGCAUAUGAUGAUGCAUCAUCAUUAUCAAAAAGUACAAAUCAACAAUCAACACCAAUGUUAAUCUAUGGAAAUUAUCAUCAACAAAAAUUAGGUUUAACAAAUUCAUUAACUAGUAGUCCAUUAUCAUUAUCAUCUAUUAAACAACGACGGUCUGUCGCAACACGACCAUCGCAAUUAAAACUUUUUCAAAAUGAUAAAAAUCAAUUAUAUGAUAAAACAAAUAUUGUUUAUGUUGAUGAUGAUACACCAGAUCUUAGUGAAAGAACUGAAUCAAAUCAAUUAAAUGAUGAAAAAAUUUAUUUCAAUCCUAAUCCAUCACCUAAUCGUGCGCAGACUACUCGAAUAACACCAAAAAUUGAAACAUUUUUAUGA